UGACAGUGCAGUUUGCCUUUGAAUGUAGACGUAUCACAAACUGUCAUGGAGGUCAUGUGCAUGGUUAGUUGUGGACGAUACACUCGUCCACAUUUUAAUUUGCUACUGCUAAUUAUCCUCCAGUUCGGCCUGCACACAGUAGACGGAGUGUGGCCAUUGCCGCAGACUUUCACCUCCUCAGCCGAGCGGUACCCUCUGAGCCCUCAGGCUCUCUACUUUGUGUACGGAAGUCAAUCAGCUGCACAGCAGGGCUGUUCUGUUCUGGAUGCUGCUUUCAAGAGAUACUUUUCUCUUAUUUUUCCAGACUACACUUCUGGAAAUGGUGUCCUGCGAUUCAGUGAGGGGAAACCAUUUAUCAUUGAGGUCAGUGUUGACCGUGAUGAUUGUGAGGGUUACCCAAAUGAAGACUCCUCUGAGAGAUACAAUCUGAGUGUCUGUGCAGGACAAGCAUCUCUGAAUGCACAAACGGUGUGGGGUGCCCUAAGAGGUCUGGAAACCUUUAGUCAGCUGGUGUAUGAAGAUGAUUUUGGCACAUAUUUUGUCAACAAGACUGAGAUUGACGACUUCCCCCGGUUCCAGUUCAGGGGGAUUUUAUUGGACACUUCACGUCAUUAUUUACCAGUGAAGGCCAUUUUAAAAACUCUGGAUGCAAUGGCCUACAGUAAGUUCAAUGUGUUUCACUGGCACAUUGUUGACGACCCCUCCUUCCCUUACCAGAGCAGCACCUAUCCAGACCUUUCCAGUAAGGGGGCUUUCCAUCCGAUGACUCACAUCUACACGCAGUCAGAUGUGAGAAGGGUGAUCUCACAUGCCAGGCUGUGGGGAAUAAGGGUCCUUCCUGAGUUUGAUUCGCCCGGCCACACCUUAUCUUGGGGAAAAGGGCAGUCUGACCUGUUGACUCCCUGCUACAGUGGGAGCACCCCUUCAGGUACUUUUGGUCCUGUUAAUCCAGUGUUACCCUCCACCUACAAGUUCAUGGGAAGACUAUUUAAGGAAGUGUCAUCGGUCUUUCCUGACUCCUAUAUCCACUUAGGAGGGGAUGAGGUGAACUUUGCCUGCUGGAAAUCCAACCCUGAUGUCCGAGCGUUCAUGCAAAAGAUGGGAUUCGGAGCAGACUUCACCAAACUGGAAGCUUUCUACAUGGAGAACAUUAUGAAUAUCACUUUGGCUCUCAACAAGACGUCUAUUGUGUGGCAGGAUGUGUUUGAUUACCAUGAACAAAUUCCCAAGGACACAGUGCUGCACAUCUGGAAGGGCACCCCAGCUAGUUAUUACGAGGAGCUCAGCAAGAUGACCAAAGCUGGCAUGAGGGUCCUGCUAGCUGCCCCGUGGUACAUCAACCACAUUUCGUAUGGCCAAGACUGGCGCGACUACUACACCGUGCAGCCACUGAACUUUUCUGGAUCUGAGGAACAGAAGAAGCUGGUGAUAGGGGGUGAGGUCUGCAUGUGGGGAGAGUAUGUCGAUGCCACCAAUCUCACUCCACGUCUUUGGCCAAGGGCAAGUGCUGCAGCAGAGAGACUGUGGAGUGAUGAGAAGCAGACCUCCAGUGUGGACAAGGCCUUUCCUCGCUUGCAGGAAUUUCGCUGCAAGCUCGUGAGGCGUGGCAUCCAAGCAGAGCCUCUGUAUGUUGGACACUGCAAACAUGAGUACCAAGGUCUUUGAAGAUGUUGGAUGGAUGUUGGAUUUCAAGGUUUUUCUGGAGAAUAUUUGAACUAAUUCAGUUCAUUGUUGCCUUCUUUUAAAGUAAAUUAUACACAUUAAAAUGCUUUCUCAGGGAUCUUAUUAUAUUUUCUAAUUUUAUUUUUUGUAAUAAUCAUUUGAGUAAUUUUUUUAUUUUAGAUUUGCAUAUUCAGCAGUCAAAAUAUAGAAAUGUUAACAAAAAUCUUGUUUGGAAGAACCCAACGUGUUGCAUUGUAAUGCCAUGUUAAAUUGUACUUGAUGACUGCAAAAUAUAAAAUGCAAUUUUAAACUGCCAGUAUGCUGUAGGUUGUGGUCUUGCGCUGGAACGUAAUAAAAUAUUGUUGGUGUGCAGA
Molecule: messenger RNA, 2036 nt
Organism: Epinephelus lanceolatus (giant grouper)
Lineage: Eukaryota; Metazoa; Chordata; Actinopteri; Perciformes; Serranidae
Gene: hexa
Product: hexosaminidase A (alpha polypeptide)
Biological process (GO): carbohydrate metabolic process; ganglioside catabolic process; glycosaminoglycan metabolic process
Cellular component (GO): membrane; lysosome
Molecular function (GO): beta-N-acetylhexosaminidase activity
Source: RefSeq, a predicted model, not a curated record